This is a messenger RNA of Pristis pectinata (smalltooth sawfish), 11175 nucleotides long. It is a transcript of the gene csmd3b, whose product is annotated as CUB and Sushi multiple domains 3b. The record is from RefSeq and is a predicted model, not a curated record. NCBI's taxonomy places the organism in Eukaryota, Metazoa, Chordata, Chondrichthyes, Rhinopristiformes, Pristidae. Gene Ontology annotation, biological process: regulation of dendrite development.
AUGUCCAUCAGAAGGGCUUCAGAAGGUUGCUACCAUGGUAUCAUGCAACAGAAGAUAUAUUUCAUCAGGCGUUUUCAAAAGCCAAAAAGGUUUAUUUACACCUGCGGAGGGACAUUACAAGGAUUAAAUGGCACGAUAGAAAGUCCUGGCUUCCCAUAUGGGUAUCCAAAUGGUGCAAACUGUACAUGGAUCAUUGUAGCAGAAGAACGCAACAGAAUACAGAUUGUGUUCCAAUCAUUUGCUCUGGAGGAAGAGUAUGAUUAUCUGGCAUUGUAUGAUGGACAGCCACAUCCUGUGAACUUUAGGACAAGGUUAACUGGCUUUCAGAUACCUGCGCCUGUGACAAGCACUGGGUCUGUGUUUGCAUUGCGUCUUACAAGUGACUUUGCUGUCAGUGCACAUGGAUUUAAGUUAUUUUAUCAAGAGUUGCAGAGCAGUACUUGUGGAAACCCUGGUGUACCACAUGGAGGUAUUGUUCAUGGCACAAGCUUUGAUGUUGGAGACAGGAUCUCGUACUCCUGUGUGCAUGGUUAUAUCCUCGAUGGACAUCCCCAGCUGACCUGCAUGGCUAGCUCAGGAAAUACUGCAUCAUGGGAUUUCCCUGUUCCCAUUUGUAAGGCUGAAGAUGGCUGUGGGGGAACUCUGCAAGGAUCCAGCGGUAUUAUUUCCAGUCCAAACUUCCCUGGCGAGUAUUACAAUAAUGCAGACUGUACCUGGACAAUUGCUGCAGAGCUUGGGGAUACCAUCUCACUCAUUUUUACAGAUUUUCAGCUUGAAGAAAAGUAUGAUUAUUUGGAAAUUGAGGGAUCGGAGCCUCCAUCAAUAUGGUUGUCAGGAAUGAAUCUGCCUCCACCUAUUAUCAGCAGCAAGAACUGGCUGAGGCUGCACUUCAUAUCCGACAACAACCACAGGCACAGGGGAUUCAGUGCUCAGUAUCAAGUGAAAAAGUCCAUAGAUUUUAAAUCUAGAGGAGUUAAAUUGUUCCCAGGGAAAGACAACAGCAACAAGUUUUCUAUCUUGAAUGAGGGAGGAGUAAAGCAAGCAUCCAACUCUUGUCCAGACCCUGGAGAGCCAGAACAUGGAGUAAGAAUUGGUUCUGAUUUUAGUCUUGGAUCAUCGGUCCAAUUUACAUGUGAUGAAGACUUUGUUCUGCAAGGAUCGAAACGUAUCACAUGCCAGACUAUUGCUGAAGUUUUUGCAGCAUGGAGUGACCAUAGACCUGUAUGUAAAGUGAAAACGUGUGGAGUUAAUCUGAAUGGUCCAUCUGGUAGCUUUGUGUCUCCCAAUUUCCCUUUCCAAUAUGACAGCAAUGCUCAGUGUGUCUGGAUAAUAACAGCAGUAAGCCCUAAUAAGGUGAUUCAGAUUGAUUUUGAAGAAUUUGAUUUGGAGAUUGGCUACGACACCCUCACUAUUGGUGAUGGAGGAGAAGUUGGUGAUCCUACUACUGUUCUUCAUGUGCUGACAGGUAGCUUUGUCCCGGACUUAAUCGUAAGCAAGAGCAAUCAGAUGUGGUUACACCUGCAAACAGAUGAAAGCAUCGGAUCAAUUGGCUUCAAGAUAAACUACAAAGAAAUUGAUGAGGAGAGUUGUGGUGACCCUGGGACCCCAUUAUAUGGCAUAAGAGACACAGAUGGAUUUUCCAAUGGAAACAUUUUGAGAUUUCAGUGUCAAUCUGGAUUUGAACUGAUUGGCGAAAAAUCCCUUCUUUGUCAAGACAACAAUCAGUGGUCAGCAAAUGUGCCCAUUUGCGUCUUUCCUUGUCUGUCUAACUUCACUGCACCCGUUGGAACAGUACUGUCACCUGACUAUCCUGAGGGUUAUAGCAACAACAUGAACUGCGUCUGGUUAAUCAUUGCCGUUCGAGGGAGUCGAAUUCAUCUUUCUUUCAAUGAUUUUGACUUGGAAUCCCAGUUUGAUUUCCUUGCAGUUAAAGAUGGGGAGUCAGUGGAUUCACCACUCCUUGGGACAUUCAGUGGAUCAGAAGUUCCUUCACAUCUCACUAGCAAUGGUCACAUUCUACGGCUGGAAUUUCAAGCUGAUCACUCUAUGUCUGGACGAGGAUUUAACAUCACAUACAGCACAUUUGGCCACAAUGAAUGUCCUGAUCCCGGCAUUCCCAUUAACGGGCGACGCUUUGGUGACAACUUUCAAUUGGGAAGCUCAGUAUCUGUUCUAUGUGAAGAAGGAUUCAUAAAAACUCAAGGGACAGAAACUAUAACCUGUGUGCUAAAAGGCGGAAAAGUCAUGUGGAGUGGACCAAUUCCUAAAUGUGAAGCUCCUUGUGGUGGCCAUUUUUCUUCACCUAAUGGAGUAAUCCUAUCACCAGGCUGGCCUGGAUAUUAUAAAGACUCCCAGAACUGUGAGUGGGUGAUUGAAGCUGAAGCAGGACAUUCUAUCAAAAUCACAUUUGAAAGGUUUCAGACUGAAGUCAAUUAUGAUGUUCUGGAAAUCCAUGACGGCCCAAAUCUUCUCUCCCCGCUACUUGGCUCUUUCAAUGGCACACAAGUGCCUCAGUUUCUCUUUAGCAGUGCUAACUAUCUUUAUUUGCUGUUUACCACCGAUAAUAGUCGCUCCAAUAUUGGUUUCAAGAUUCAUUAUGAGAGUGUUACAGUUGAUACAUACUCCUGCAUGGAUCCUGGGAUCCCAGUCAAUGGAUAUCGAUAUGGACAAGAUUUCUCCAUUGGUUCGACUGUAGCGUUCAGCUGUGAAUCUGGCUACACAAUAAGUCAUGAGGAACCGCUCAUGUGUGAGAAGAAUCACUGGUGGAAUCACCCCUUGCCUACUUGUGACGCACUGUGUGGUGGAACUAUUCGAGGACCCACUGGAACUAUCUUAUCACCUGGUUAUCCUGACUUUUAUCCAAAUUCAUUAAAUUGUACCUGGACUGUGGAGGUCUCCCAUGGUAAAGGUGUUCAAUUCACCUUUCACACCUUUCAUUUGGAGGAUCAUCAUGACUAUUUCCUCAUCACAGAAAAUGGCAGCUUUACUCAGCCACUUGCACGGCUGACAGGCUCGGAACUGCUUGCACCAAUUAAUGCUGGUCUCUAUGGAAAUUUUAAGGCUCAGCUCCGCUUCAUUUCAGACUUUUCGAUAUCAUAUGAAGGAUUUAAUAUUACAUUUUCAGAAUACAACUUGGAACCCUGCGAGGACCCGGGCAAUCCAACAUUUGGCAAACGUAUGGGAACAUCCUUUGGUAUUGGCGACUCGUUAACAUUUUCCUGUACUCCUGGUUACCGCCUUGAAGGGGCAUUCCAGAUCACGUGCCUUGGAGGUGGUCGUCGUGUGUGGAGUGCACCUCUGCCAAGGUGUGUGGCUGAAUGUGGAACAUCCAUAACAAGCAACGAGGGAAUCCUGCUUUCUCCCAACUAUCCUUUGAACUACGAAAACAACCACGAGUGUGUGUACAGCAUACAGGUGCAAGCGGGAAAAGGAAUUAAUAUUUCAGCCAGAACAUUCCACUUAGCACAAGGAGACACUCUUAAGAUAUAUGAUGGAAAAGACAGUUCUGCUCAUCUUCUGGGGGCUUUCUUUGGCACUGGAAUGCUGGGUACGACAUUAAGCAGUACAUCCAAUCACCUGUGGCUGGAGUUUAACACUGACUCUGAAGCAACUGAUGAAGGUUUUCAACUUGUUUACAACAGUUUUGAGCUCUCUCACUGUGAAGAUCCUGGCGUGCCUCAGUUUGGAUACAAAAUAAGUGACCAGGGACAUUUUGCUGGAAGCACUAUUUCCUACGGUUGUAAUCCAGGUUAUACCCUACACGGAAGUAGUAUCCUGAAAUGUAUGACUGGAGAACGAAGAACCUGGGAUUACCCACUUCCAUCAUGUAUUGCUGAAUGUGGAGGCCAGUUCAAAGGUGAAUCAUCUGGAAGGAUCCUAUCCCCGGGUUAUCCCUUCCCAUAUGACAAUAAUCUCCGCUGCAUGACAAUCGAAAUGGAUCCAGGAAAUAUUAUCAGCCUUCAGUUUAUUGCAUUUGAUACUGAGGCAUCUCAUGACAUUUUACGUGUGUGGGAUGGUCUUCCUGAGAAUGAGAUGCUUCUGAAAGAAGUUAGCGGAUCUCUUAUUCCUGACAAUAUCCACAGCACCCUCAAUGUUAUCACAAUCCAGUUUGAUACUGACUUCUUCAUCAGUAAAUCGGGAUUUGCUGUCCAGUUUUCAAGCUCUGUGGCAACGGCUUGCCGUGAUCCUGGUGUACCUAUGAAUGGAAGUCGGAAUGGAGAUGGCAGGGAUCCUGGAGAUACUGUCAUCUUCCAGUGUGAACCUGGCUAUGAGCUUCAGGGUGAAGAGAAAAUUACCUGCAUUCAAGUGGAAAACCGAUACUUCUGGCAGCCCAGCCCUCCUGUAUGCAUUGCACCAUGUGGGGGCAACCUGACCAGUUCUUCAGGAUUUAUUCUUUCACCAAGCUACCCACAUCCCUAUCCUCAUGGCAAGGAAUGUGACUGGACCAUCACUGUUAACAAUGACUACAUCAUAUCUUUGACAUUCAUUAGUUUUACCAUGGAGCCCAACUAUGACUUCCUUUACCUUUAUGAUGGCCCAGACAGUAACAGCCCUCUGAUCGGAAGCUUUCUAGAUAAUAAGCUGCCUGAACGGAUUGAGAGCAGUUCAAAUAACAUGCACUUAGCAUUUCGGAGUGAUGGUUCUGUUAGCUUUUCUGGAUUUCACAUUGAAUAUAAAGCAAAGCUUCGAGAAUCAUGCUUUGAUCCCGGGAAUGUCAUGAAUAGCACCAGAUUGGGAAGUGACUUUAAAUUGGGAUCGACUGUUACGUACUAUUGCAAUGCAGGCUAUGUGCUCCAAGGUUACUCAACUCUUACAUGCAUCAUGGGAGAUGAUGGAAGACCUGGAUGGAAUCGGGCUUUGCCCAGCUGUCAUGCUCCAUGUGGAAGUCGAUCCACAGGUUCCGAUGGUACAGUGCUGUCACCAAACUAUCCCAGAAAUUACAGUACUGGACACAAUUGUGUUUAUUCCAUCACUGUCUCCAGAGAGUUUGUGGUGUUUGGCCAGUUUGUGUUUUUUCAGACAGCCCUUCAUGAUGUUGUUGAUAUAUACGAUGGACCUACUCAGCAAGCUUCACUAUUGACUUCACUGUCAGGGUCUCAUUCAGGAGAGUCCCUUCCUUUAAGUUCAGGUAACCAGAUCACAAUCAAGUUCAGCUCAGUCGGUCCAAUAACAGCCAAAGGAUUUCAUUUUGUUUAUCAAGCUGUGCCAAGGACCAGUGCAACCCAAUGCAGUUCUGUGCCUGAGCCAAGGUUUGGAAAAAGAGUUGGGAAUGAUUUUGCAGUUGGCUCCGUGGUUCUGUUUGAAUGCAAUCCUGGUUACAUCCUCCAAGGUUCACCAGGGAUUAAAUGUGCAUCAGUGCCAAAUGCCUUGGCUCAGUGGAACGAUUCUCUACCUACCUGCAUUGUGCCCUGUGGUGGAAUUUUAACUAAACGCAGAGGGAGCAUUCUGUCUCCGAGUUAUCCUGAACCAUAUGACAACAAUUUGAACUGCAUCUGGAAAAUCACAGUGCCGGAAGGUGCUGGUGUACAAGUUCAGGUAAUAAGCUUUGCAACAGAGCAUAACUGGGACUCAUUGGAUUUCUUUGAUGGGAUUGACACUAAUGCACCACGACUCGGGAGCUUUUCAGGCACAACAAUACCAGUGCUCCUCAACAGCACGUCUAAUAACUUGUACCUAAACUUUCAGUCAGACAUCAGCAUUUCAGCUGCUGGCUUUCACCUCGAGUACACAGCAAUAGGAUUGGAUUCCUGCCCAGAACCACUUACUCCCAGCAAUGGAAUCAAGAAUGGGGAUAGAUAUUUGGUUGGAGAUGUUAUAUCAUUUCACUGUGAUCAGGGAUACUCAUUGCAGGGGCAUUCCCAUAUAACAUGCAUGCCAGGACCGGUCCGAAGGUGGAAUUACCCUAUUCCCAUGUGCAUAGCCCAGUGUGGUGGUUCUCUGACCGAUUUCAGUGGAGUCAUCCUUAGCCCUGGUUUUCCGGGAAACUACCCGAGCAGCUUGGAUUGCACGUGGUCAAUAACUCUACCAAUUGGCUUUGGUGUGCACUUGCAAUUUGUUAAUUUUUCCACGGAGACAAUCCACGAUUACCUGGAAGUGAGGAGUGGGUCUGCAACAACUGGAGCAGUGAUUGGUAGAUUUAGUGGUCCUCAGGUUCCAGCAGCUCUGUUCAGUACAACCCAUGAAACCACCAUAUACUUUCACAGUGAUUACUCCCAAAACAAACAAGGCUUCCGCAGUAUGUAUCAAGCGUACCAGCUUCAAAGUUGUCCCGACCCCCGUCCAUUUCGAAAUGGUUUUGUUGUCGGAUAUGACUUAUCAGUAGGACGAACCAUCUCAUUUGAGUGUCUCCUUGGUUACACUUUAAUUGGUGAGCCAGCACUCACUUGUCUUCAUGGUAUAAGUCGUAACUGGAAUCACCCAAUACCCAGAUGUGAAGCUCUCUGCGGAGGCAAUAUUACUGCACUAAAUGGUACUAUCUACUCUCCUGGGUAUCCUGAUGAGUACCCGAACUUUCAGGACUGCUUUUGGAUUGUCAAAGUGCCUCCAGGCCAUGGAAUCUACAUCAACUUUACUGUCCUGCAAACAGAACCUAUAUAUGAUUUCAUUACAGUAUGGGAUGGGCCAGAACAGACUGCUCCUCAGAUUGGACAAUUCAGUGGGAAUACAGCGCUGGAGUCCGUCUACAGCACGUCAAAUCAGAUCCUUAUCAAAUUCCACAGUGAUUUUACAACUGGCGGCUUCUUCAUACUCAGUUACCAUGCAUACCAACUACGAAUCUGCCAAUCUCCACCAGCGAUGCUCACGGGACAAAAUUUGACAGAGGAUGAUGAAUUUGAAAUAGGAGACCUCAUAAGAUUCCAUUGUUUGCCAGGAUUCACGUUGAUUGGUAAUGAGAUUCUUACCUGUCGACUAGGAGAACGUUUACAAAUGGAUGCUGCUCCUCCAUCUUGUGAAGUGCUCUGUCCAGUCAAUGAAGUGCGAACUGAUUCAACAGGUGUUAUAUUGAGCCCCGGAUACCCAGACAGCUACCCUAACUUCCAGACUUGUGCUUGGAGCAUUAUUGUGGAAAAGGGUUACAACAUUACCUUGUUCUUUGAGUUUUUCCAGACAGAGAAAGAAUUUGAUGAGCUGGAGGUUUUUGAUGGUCCAAAUAGCCACAGCCCAUUGCUAAAUUCCUUCAGCGGAGAUUACUCUUCUCCUUUCAAUAUCACCAGUAGUGGCCAUCAACUUUUUCUUCGCUGGUCUGCUGAUCACGGUACCAACAAAAAAGGCUUCCGCAUUCGAUAUGUUGCCUUUUACUGCAGCACUCCAGAGUCUCCUCCCCAUGGUAUCAUACUUAGCCAAACAGGAGGGCAGCUCAACAGCGUUGUUCGCUGGGCAUGUGAACCAGGUUAUAGGCUUAUUGGAAACAGCACUGCCAUAUGCAGGAAAUCACUUUAUGGAUUUUACUCUUGGAAUGUGCCUGUUCCUGCCUGUCAAGCAAUAUCAUGUGGUGCGCCCAAAGCAUCAGUGAAUGGAGGAGUAUUUGCCACCGAUUACUCAGUAAGCACGCGUGUCAGCUACUUUUGCAACGACGGCUACCGGCUUUCAUCAAAGGAGCAUUCCACCGCCGUGUGCCAGCAGGAUGGUACAUGGAGCAAUCAGAACCGUCCACCAAGGUGUAAUGUGAUGGCAUGCCCCAGCAUCAGCUCUUUCACUUUGGAGCACGGGAGUUGGCGAAUUGUGAAUGGAUCAAAUUAUGAAUUUAGAACAAAGGUUGUCUUCACCUGUGACCCUGGCUACUAUCGACUUGGACCAACCACUAUUAUGUGCUUGGCUAAUGGAACUUGGAGUUGGGGACGAGCAAGACCACGUUGUCAGAUUAUUUCAUGUGGAGAAUUAGGACAUCCUCCUAAUGGUAAAAAGAUUGGAACUCAAACUACCUUUGGAGCUACUGCCAUCUUGACCUGUGACAUAGGCUAUAUAUUAGUCGGUUCAACAGUCAGGGAAUGCCUGGCAUCAGGACUUUGGAGUGGAACUGAAACCAGGUGUUUAGCUGGCCACUGUGGAGUUCCAGAUGCAAUAGUCAAUGGGCAAGUAGUUGGAGAGAAUUAUGGUUACAGAGAUACAGUGGUUUACCAGUGUAAUCCUGGAUUCCGUUUAAUUGGUUCAUCCGUCCGAAUAUGUCAGCAGGAUCACAACUGGUCUGGACAGCUCCCAAUUUGUGUGCCAAUCAGUUGUGGUCAUCCUGGAAAUCCAGUUUAUGGGAAAACCUCUGGAAAUGGUUUCAAUCUCAAUGAUGUUGUAACAUUUUCUUGCAACACUGGUUACGUGAUGGACGGGUCAGCCAGAGCCCAAUGUCAGACGAACAGGCAAUGGAGCCAGUCAAUACCCACAUGUAGAGUGGUGAACUGCUCUGAUCCUGGAAUUCCUGCAAAUUCCAUUCGGGAAAGUAAGAUAGAAUAUGGAAAUUUCACCUUUGGCUCCAUGGUAUUUUACGACUGUAACCCUGGAUACUUUUUGUUUGGAUCUUCUGUGCUGACUUGUCAGUCCAAUGGGUAUUGGGAUAAGCCCUUACCUCAAUGUACCUUGGUUGACUGCGGCCAUCCUGGCAUUCCACCAAAUGCAAUUUUGACUGGCGAUAAGUACACAUUUGGGGCAACUAUUCACUACUCCUGUGUUGGCAAAAGGCUGCUUAUUGGCUCUGCAACGCGUACCUGCCAGAAGAAUGGACAUUGGAGUGGCUCCAUGCCUCACUGUUCCGGAGAUACGGUUGGAACAUGUGGUGAUCCUGGCAUUCCAGCACACAGUUCAAGAGAGAAGAGUGAAUUCUGGGUGAAGGGCAUUGUGCGCGUUUCUUGUCUAACAGGAUAUGUUUUACAUGGUUCUGCUGAACGAGUUUGCCUUUCCAAUGGCACCUGGUCAGGGAAGCAGCCAGAGUGUAAAGCUGUCAAAUGUGGAAACCCUGGGACACCAGCGAACGGCAAAGUGUUUUGGAUUGAUGGAACGUCAUACUCAAAUUCUGUUACAUACUCGUGUCUAGAAGGAUACGUACUCUCCGGUUCGGCAACAAGACAGUGCACCGUUAAUGGUACAUGGUCAGACAAUAUACCCAAUUGCACGAUAAUUACCUGUGGAGAUCCUGGAGUACCGGCAAAUGGGAUGAGAUUAGGGGAUGAUUUUACAGUGGGACAAAAUAUCACACAAAUGUGCCAACCAGGAUACACAAUGGACUCUCAGGCUUCCAUGGUUCGUUCCUGCCUCAGCAAUGGUACAUGGAGUGGCUCAAUGCCACUAUGUAAAGCUGUGACUUGCUCCGCUCCACCACAGAUUUCAAAUGGGAAAAUGGAAGGAACAAAUUUUGAUUGGGGGUCAAGCAUUAGCUACAGCUGUUCUCCAGGAUACGAGUUGUCCUUUCCUGCAAUUCUCAACUGUGUUGGAAAUGGAACAUGGACAGGAGAUGUGCCUCAGUGUUUGCCAAAGUUUUGUGGAGACCCUGGGGUGCCGGCACGAGGAAGGAGAGAGGGAAAGAGCUUCAUCUACCAAUCAGAAGUUUCAUUCAACUGCAACACUCCUUUGAUCUUAGUGGGUUCAAGCACUCGGAUUUGUCAGGCUGAUGGGACUUGGAGUGGAUCACAACCUCGCUGUAUAGAACCGUCGCAUACAACAUGUGAAAACCCAGGAACACCACUGCAUGGAACACAAAAUAAUACAUUUGGUUUUACGGUGGGAAGUGUAAUCCAAUUUCACUGCAAGAAAGGACAUUUACUUCAAGGAUCUACCACUCGAAUUUGCCUUUCUGAUCUCACCUGGAGUGGAAUUCAACCUGAAUGCAUACCACACAACUGCAAACAGCCAGAGACUCCUGCUCAUACUAAUGUGGUUGGGAUGGAUCUUCCUUCACUGGGUUAUGUUCUAUUGUACACCUGUCAGCCUGGAUUCUUCUUAGCUGGAGGAUCAGAACACAGAGCUUGCAGGUCUGAUGGGACUUGGACAGGGAAGUCACCCAUCUGUCAAGCUGGUUCGAAGAAAUCAGAGAAAAGUAACAGACCUUCAAUUGGAACGCCAAGCCCCAAACUAAGUGUUCCAGAUGAUGUUUUUGCUCCGCAUUAUAUUUGGAAGGGAUCUUAUAACUACAAAGGAAAGAAGCAGCCCAUGACAUUGACAGUCACAAGUUAUAAUACUUCAUCGGGCAGAGUCAAUGCUACUCUCACAAACAGUAAUAUGGAGCUACAACUUUCAGGUGUCUAUAAAAGUCAGGAAGCACGUCUUAUGCUUCUAAUGUACCAUGUGAUAGCACCUGAUCAAACUUCUGUCAGCAAGAUCAAAGAUAAAUGGGCCAUGGAUGGUUAUGUAUCUGCUGAACCUGAUGGUGCCACAUAUGUCUUUCAAGGAUUUAUACAAGGUGAAGAUUAUGGACAAUUUGGAGUCCAGAGACUAGGUCUGAACUCAAGUCAUGGCUCGAAUUCUCCCAAUCAACCAUAUGGUACAAAUAGUAGCUCUGUUGCCAUCGCCAUCCUUGUGCCUUUUUUUGCUCUUAUAUUUGCAGGAUUUGGGUUUUAUCUUUAUAAACAAAGGACCGCUCCCAAGACACAGUACACUGGCUGCUCUGUACAUGAAAACAAUAAUGGUCAAGCAGCUUUUGAAAACCCAAUGUAUGACACAAACGCAAAAUCAGCAGAAGGCAAGGCAGUUCGAUUUGAUCCCAAUCUCAACACAGUCUGUACAAUGGUAUAAGGCAGAAACUUGGUUUGAUUACAUAGCCUGAUACACAUCUAGCGCUUUGCAUCCUUGGGACAUCUAGAUUUUGACUAAACCAACUUAUGUACAAUGCACAUUUGGUUCACUGCUAUUUAAAGCACACUUUUCAGGAAUUUAAUGUACCAGAUUUAUCUGAAGAACCAGAAAAAAAGAACACGUUUUCACGGCUCACCCAGUUGGAACAGAUAUGCUCUUCGUUCUGUUACUGGAGAGCUUUUCAGCAACUUUAGCUGCACUCUAAGAGUGCUUAGCCACAAUUUUUUCAAAAAAAACCUAAGUACUCUCUCAGAAGAAAACUGCAGAUACUUGAGGAGCAUUGAACCACUGUUUUCAAUGUAACAAACAAUAGGGGCUAGGAUUUGGCAUGAAGGUUGGGACACUGAAUAUGUAACAAAGACCAUGAAGUACUGUAUAGUAAGAUUAUUACAGGUUUUG